AGCCGCACAUGUGGGGCCACACUGACAGAGAGACUCCAGACCGACUCCUCUGCGCUCCUGCGUCCCCCUCUGAAACACUUUGCGAAGGAGCGACACUCUGGAUGAUUAACUUCCCACCUCUGGAGGAUUAUUAAUUAUUAUUUUUAUUAUUAAUGUUUUUGUUGUGCGAUAUUUCGUUUUAGAAGAACCUUGAAAAUGGAUUUACACGUUUUGAUUUCCGUGCUAUCAGUGAUGUACUCCUGGAUUUUGCACACAGCCCUUGCAGUGCCGACUGGACGGACACCCGCUGACCCCGCCGCCACCCCGGGGCGCCAUGUGCGGACCAAACGCUGCUCCUGCGCCACUUUCCUGGACAAGGAGUGCGUCUACUUCUGCCACCUGGACAUCAUAUGGGUCAACACACCUGAGCGCGUGGUCUCCUACGGACUGGGCAACGCUCCCAGGACGAGGCGCGCGGUGGCGGACUCCAUGGCAACCAGCAGCGGACCCCGGUGCCGGUGUUCCCGCGAGGGCGACAACACCUGCAGGAACUUCUGCCGGCUGGAAAACCAGCUCAGGUAUGGGACGCCGCCAGACUCGGUGAUCCGCUCUGCCGAGGGCGAUGCUUGUGUUGAGGCGCAGUGCAAACACAAGCUGGCAGCCGACACGGGCAGGAUUAAGAGGAUGAAGGACAGCCACGAGAAACGGGCGUCGCCUCCAGCAAUGAGGGCCGCCUUGAAAACCCGCCUGCUGCUGCAGAAGUGGCGGACGAGACAGCGCCACAGGGCGAGAGCGUGGGAGGGUGAGAGCGCGGCCUCCUAAAGGAGAAAGAUAACCUCCGCACCUUGUCAUGCAGAGGGGGAAAGGCUUUCAUAACCAUGGGCCCUUCUCUGAAGCCUCCUGCCUGUGGGGAGCCCCCUGUGGUAGACAAUGGACAGGCCCUAACAAGGCCGGCACACCUCCUCCAUGUUGGCUUCGUGGCUGCGGUGUGCGGUGAGGCGUCUGCAGCAGAGGAGAGGGCAUUCACACCUGGACCCGGUUGCACUUCACGAGACAGACGAACCAACGAGUGCAGGGGGUUCAGGUGAACGUAGAUAAGCUGAACUGAGGACUUGGCCCGUCCCGGUCUGCAAGAUCAAGGACAUUCAUCGAUCUCGCAGGUGCCACGGCCAGUCUCUGUCUCUGCUACUCCUUUGGACUUGGAAAACCCCACCACCAUGCAGCUAAUACAUCCCUCCGUUAGAGAAAAUGCAAACCACUGGCGUACACGCACGAAGACUGUCCUGCUUAUCACAUUUCACAAUGACGCCCACAGGUGCAGGAACAGACUGUUACGUGAGCACAGAGGGGAUUGUGUGUCUGCCGUCGCUGCUUCACACGAUGUUGAUGCAAUGUUUUUCACCGACUGAAACUAUUUACUGCGUUUUACGUAACCUCCUGCCUCCUGUAUGUCGGGGCACAGGUUGUUGUAGCCAUGCAGUACAGUAGCUGCUUUAUAAGUGGAUCUUAUCACAGGUUUCUUAACAUUUAUCCUAAUUUAAGUUGUCACUAAAUGUGCCGUGUGUGUUCUCGCUGUGUUUUAUUUAUUUAUUCUUUCUACACGUUGUAAUCCGAUGGCCAUAUUGGUCCGUCACAUGUCUGGUUUGUCAUUUCUGUGAAAUGUUUUGUCACCGAGGUGCCAAAGUUUGGCAAAAAUUGAAAUAAAUUUUGACACACUUAUUUAAAAAAGAAA
This is a messenger RNA of Scatophagus argus, 1711 nucleotides long. RefSeq names its product endothelin 1 (gene edn1). NCBI's taxonomy places the organism in Eukaryota, Metazoa, Chordata, Actinopteri, Scatophagidae. The coding region runs from base 196 to 801 and encodes 201 amino acids. Gene Ontology annotation, cellular component: extracellular region. The record is from RefSeq and is a predicted model, not a curated record. Gene Ontology annotation, molecular function: hormone activity; endothelin B receptor binding; endothelin A receptor binding. The transcript is spliced from 5 exons. Gene Ontology annotation, biological process: intracellular calcium ion homeostasis; regulation of vasoconstriction; regulation of systemic arterial blood pressure by endothelin.